Scomber japonicus (chub mackerel) is the source of this 1099-nucleotide messenger RNA. Its product is annotated as upstream stimulatory factor 1-like. Gene Ontology annotation, molecular function: RNA polymerase II cis-regulatory region sequence-specific DNA binding; DNA-binding transcription factor activity, RNA polymerase II-specific. Bases 236 to 592 code for a protein of 118 amino acids. The record is from RefSeq and is a predicted model, not a curated record. Gene Ontology annotation, biological process: regulation of transcription by RNA polymerase II. NCBI's taxonomy places the organism in Eukaryota, Metazoa, Chordata, Actinopteri, Scombriformes, Scombridae. The transcript has 6 exons.
ACCAAUAGUAACGUUCGAUCUGACUCAGCUCCUACACAAAGCUGCCACAACCCGCUUCUCUAACGUCGUUUCAGGGCUUGUUUUGUGCUUGGGGCCCUGUGUGGAGAAGUUAGUCAGUGUUGUGUAGUUGUGUGCAUACUUUCUUCCGUCUGUGUGUCAAACUUAUGAACUUGUUUCACAGUCAGGCUGCGGGAGAGAGUGAAGACGGUCUCCUCGUCCAAGACAGUCGGCAGAAAUGAAGAGCCAACAGAAAAGCCCUGAACCAGAUGGGAGUGUUACUGUCAACGAGGAAGGGUCCGUAGCCACCGCAGAGGACCCGGCUGCUAUUGCCACCAUUCAGUCUGCUGCCACCUUCACUGAUCAACCCAUCAAAUAUCUCUUCAAGACAGAAGGAGCAGGCGGACAGGUGACCUACAGGGUGAUCCAGGUGUUGGAUGGUCAGCUGGAAGGUCAGACAGAUGGAGCCGCGGCGGUCAGCCUGGUCACAGGUUUCCCUGCAACCACUCAGACUGUCACGCAGGCAGCGGCGCUGAGACACAGUACACCUACUAUCCCGCCACCAUCGCAGACGCCACAACUGGCACCAUGGUGACCACAGUGCAGGCAUCUGAUACGCUGCUGGGACAGACCACACCCACAGGGCAGCUCUAUGUGCCUUGCGUACGUCGUAUAUCAACGUGAUGACGUAUGUGUCGGAGGCAACUGUGUUUGAGUACGUUUGGGUUUGGGGUAAUGUGAGUGCGAGCCAGCAGGGGAGGGGGGACAUUCGUGUUUCAGCACGGUACGGAAUAACUAGCCUUAGUGUGAGUGCGCCCUAGAGUCUCUGGGUACGGCACACCGGGUUCAUCCACGCCAUCAUCAAAAGGUUGUGUUAUGAGGUCGAGCGGGGGUUUCCAGCUCUCGACCAUCAUAGAGGGGCUGAGUCCAGUGCUGUCAUGUGGGGCUGUACGCAGCGCAAAGCAGAUCUGGGAGAGAAACUUAUCCCCCGAAAUGUGCUUGUCCCCAACGUAAACACGUAUGGCAGUUUUGAGUGUCUCGGUUUACGCGUUCUGUCUCUUUUGUUUGAGGGUGGUAAGCAGUAAGGAGGUUGUCAGUUUGU